Molecule: messenger RNA, 2802 nt
Organism: Penicillium chermesinum
Lineage: Eukaryota; Fungi; Ascomycota; Eurotiomycetes; Eurotiales; Aspergillaceae
Product: plasma-membrane proton-efflux P-type ATPase
Exons: 2
Coding region: 1-2802 (933 amino acids)
Biological process (GO): regulation of intracellular pH; proton export across plasma membrane
Cellular component (GO): plasma membrane
Molecular function (GO): ATP binding; ATP hydrolysis activity; P-type proton-exporting transporter activity
Source: RefSeq, a predicted model, not a curated record
AUGGGUCUGAACCAGCCAGAACAGCCACUAAACCUCACACUCCAUGACCUGUCUACGCAAAGCCUUGACCAAGAAAUGAAGGACCACCUUUACAUCACACGUCAAGAGACAACGUCCACUAUUGAUGCUUUGAUUACCGAACUGGAAGAAGAGGAUGGCAAAGAACCCGACCCAGAAGUUGUCACGAUUGGCCCCGGAACCGAUCGAGUCACCGACCCAUGUUUACUGAAGACUGACCUUUCAAUGGGGUUGACAGAUGAAGAAGUCCUUUCUUCACGUCGCAAGUUUGGCUGGAAUAGUCUCAAAGAAGAACGCUGCAGUCCCAUUCUGAAGUUCGUCAUGCUAUUCAUCGGGCCUGUACAGUUUGUCAUGGAGCUAUCGACACUCCUCGCGGCUGGUCUACGGGACUGGAUUGACUUUGCUGUCAUUUGGGGUUUGUUGUUACUCAAUGCCAUCGUCAGCUUCGGUCAAGAAUACCACGCUGACAACAUUGUCAAUGAUCUGAAGAAAACACUUGCUUUAAAGGCAACCGUGAUCCGUAAUGGCCAGAGAAAGGAGAUCCCAGCGGAAGACGUCGUCCCUGGAGAUGUUAUCGAAGUUGAAGAUGUAGGGAUCUGCCCGCCAAUAUGGCCAAUCGAAUCUGCUGACUUUCUCCAGGGUACGAUCAUCCCCGCAGAUGCCAUUAUCGUCACGCCGAGUGCACAUCUACAGGUCGACCAGUCUUCGGUUACCGGGGAAUCAUUAGCGGUCGACAAAUACGCUGGGGAACGUUGUUUUGCGUCCUCCGCCGUAAAACGAGGCUCUGCUCAACUCGUCGUCACUCUUAUCGGCGACCACACCUACGUUGGGAGAGCCGCUGCGUUAGUGAACCAAGCAUCCCAAGGGAAGGGUCACUUCACCAUUGUCCUUGGUCGAAUCAGUAUGAUACUUUUGAUCCUUGUCCUCAUCACGCUCUUUAUAGUCUGGAUCGCUUGCUUCUAUCGAUCGAGCCACAUCAUUGACAUCCUCGAGUUUACACUGGCAAUCACAAUCAUUGGCGUACCGGUCGGCCUACCGGUCGUUGUAACAACGACUCUGGCCGUGGGAGCUUCUUUGCUUGCCAAGAAAUCUGCCGUGGUUCAGAAAUUAACUGCCAUCGAGUCACUUGCAGGAGUACAGAUCCUCUGCACCGAUAAGACUGGAACCCUAACGCGUAACAAGCUUACCCUCGGAGAUCCAUAUACAGCUCCUGGCGUCGACAAAGACGACCUUAUGAUCACCGCUUGUCUAGCCGCUAAUCGGACAAGGAAGGGAAUGGACGCUAUCGAUCGGGCAUUCGUGAAGUCAUUGAGGUUUUACCCUGAGGCCAAACGCCAGAUACCUUCAUACGCUCUUGUUGAAUAUCAUCCUUUCGAUCCUGUGUCGAAAAAAGUGACCGCAGUCGUGGAGGCCUCUGAUGGUACCAGAGUCAUUUGUGUCAAAGGCUCUCCUAUCGUGGCUCUUAACACGGCCAUGGAGGAUGGCUCCAUUCCGGACAGUAUUAUCGACGCAUACAACAGCAAAGUCAAGGAAUUUGCGUCGCGUGGAUUUCGCUCUCUGGGCGUUGCCCGCAAGUGUGAGGCUGGCUCUUGGGAACUCCUUGGAAUCAUGCCAUGCUUAGACCCGCCGCGAUUCGAUACCGCCUCGACGAUUAAGGAGGCGCAGCAUCUUGGACUGUCAAUUAAGAUGCUCACUGGAGAUGCGAUUGCAAUCGCCAAGGAGGCAGCUCGUCAGCUAGGGCUUGGCACCAACAUUUAUAAGCCUGAAGAACUUGGAGUUACCGGGGCUGGAGAUCUUCCGGGAUCUGAAGUCAAUGACUUUGUGGAGGGCGCUGACGGCUUUGCGGAGGUCUAUCCGGAGCACAAGUAUGCAGUGGUUGAAAGGCUCCAAAACCGCGGAUAUCUUGUCGCGAUGACCGGCGAUGGAGUCAACGAUGCUGCCUCCUUGAAGAAGGCUGACACCGGGAUUGCUGUGGAAGGUGCGUCUGAUGCAGCGCGAUCUGCCUCAGACAUCGUCUUCCUCGCACCCGGGCUAUCGGCAAUUGUCGAUGCCAUCAAAGCCUCCCGUCAAAUCUUCCAUCGGAUGUACUCCUAUGUGAUUUAUCGCAUCGCAUUGUCUCUUCAUUUGAUGUUGUUCUUUGGCUUAUGGAUUGUCACUCUCAACCGAAGCCUGGAUCUGCGCUUAGUGGUCUUUUUGGCGAUCGGUGCAGACAUUGCCACACUUGCUAUUGCCUACGAUAAAGCGCCUUACUCGUCAACACCAGUCAAGUGGAACGAGCCCAAGCUCUGGGGGAUCGCUGUCAUUUUGGGUGUGGUCCUAGCGGGCGGGUCGUGGCUCGCAUUGGGAACGAUUCUGGUUUACGGAGAGGGAGGAGGGAUUGUUGAGAACUUCGGGGCACGGGACAUGGUCCUGUUCCUCGAGAUUGCCUUGACUCAAAAUUGGUUGAUCUUCAUCACUCGACUAAACCCUGACAUCGAGAGCUCUGGAUGGAAGCAGCGGCUCCCAUCACUGAAGCUCUUCCUGGCUGUUUUCUUGGUGGACGUGGCCGCGACCCUUGCUUGUGGAUUUGGCGUCUUGGAGCACCCUCGUACGAGCUUUGUAGCCGUGAUCCGCGUUUGGGUAUUUUCGGUUGGAGUCAGUGUUGUCUGUGCAAUAAUGUAUCUCUGGCUCGCUCAGGCCCAGUGGUUCGACGAUGUGAUGCACGGUCGAAGUUUCCGACACAAAUCCCGCGAGCGAUCGUGGGAAGACUUUAGUAAGUUGGACCCUGAAUUGGCUGAAUUCUGA